GGCACCUCGAAAUCCCCUUUGAUAAAUACGUUCGGAUGACCAAAACCUAGAAGACCUCACACCUACAUUUGGAUACGAUCGGUUAUGGUAUCACCAUGUCUCCGAUUCGGAAAUUAAGCCUUGCGUAUCGAUCGCCUACCACGGCCAACUUUGCUUCACCCACUGGGCCCCAGCCGCCGUUACCGUCCACAAGGGGCAGCAUGCAAGUGGAACCGUUGCCUGGCGAUAGGAAGUCGCCUACCACUCAAACAUUGCCGGCUAGGCCUCCUUUGUCUCCACGACGAGCCGAGGAUUCGAACACGUUCGAGACGCCCAAACGGAAAGAGUCACUAAGGGAUCGCAGAGCGAGGCACCGAACGGCUCAGUCGCAGCGCUCUUCGUAUGACGCUCUCAAUGGCACUCAACCUGGCUCGCCCACCGCGAAUGCUUCGUUGCCGAUACCACCUGUCACCACGAUCAUUCCCCCUCCCAUCGACCUAGCCAUCCCGCACCUGCCCAACGACAAUAUACCCAUCAUAGCCACAUCCUCGACAUCGGACCCGGCUUCUGCCGAGACCUCGACGAAUCCUAUGAUCAUGUCCGGCAGAUCCAUGCCAACAACGAUGGAUGCCAGGAAGCUGACCCGGAUAGCUCAGGCCAUGGGUCUGGUCAGUACCGGUCCGUCGUCGUCGAUGCACGACAGACGUCCCCGUUCGAAGCGGACAUCCGUAGGCGAUCACUCUUUACCUCGUCGCAGGCCGUCGGUGAACGGAGCGUUCCCCAGUCCAGCAAGGUCCGGGUUCUCCGCCGCUUCUUCGAAUCGUACUGGACGAGCACAUGGAGCAGGCCGAGCUGCCGAUCUGGGAGGACGAGGUCAUCUUGUGCAGAUAGUACCUCCGGACCACCUUUUCGUCCCAUCGGGAUUCAGCCCGACACUCAACCUGGAGGACAUUGAGCAGAAGCCGGGCUCUUCGAGUACGCUUUCGUCGGAUGAGAAGGAACUGCGACGUUGGCGUAGAGGAAGGCUGCUGCCAUUGCGGGGUACGAUGGAUGGGAUGAUCAAGGACGUGGUCAGGGAAUGGGGAUUGCCUAGCGGGAUCGGGAUGACGCUCUACCUCGUCAACGAGGAGGAAAAGGCCGUUGCGAGUUCAGAGGAGGAUGAAUCGGGGCAAGAGUACGAAGGCGGGAUGAAGUGCUCGCCCGAAGCGUGGAAGAUCCUCUGGGCCGACCUCUUCAACCCGAUCAACGUCAGGCUACCGUCGUCUAGAUUCCCGUCACCUAGGGGCCAGGCGAUACCGGUCCGGAACGGCAGCCUCUCUGUGGUCAGAGCGGAUAGCAGAGAAGACUUGGCAGAUGAUCUCAACGCCAACCCCUUCCGAGCGAGCGCCAACAAUAGAAGCCUGUUCGAAGGUUUUCUAACGCCCGCUAGUGCGAGGUCGUUCCAGUUAUUCAAUUCGGAUACGGGCAACUCGCCAGGAAAACGUAGCUCUCUGGCUCCAUCGGCUUCCGCCUCGCAGACCAACUCUCCGCCCCGCAAAGUACGCAAAGAUUCCAAUUGGACGGACGAUCAGACCAGUCCCACCUUCGAAUACGCGCCGCGGUCCUUGUUUCAGUCAUCGAAACGGCCAAGUCGGAUUGUCGGCAAGAUCGAGUUUGACUUCGAUCGGGAUCGUGCCAAGUGGUACGAAGUUUGGAGGGAACGUAGGCAACAAGCUGCUGAGAUUCCUCGGAAAGGAGGAUUGAGGCCGCUUAGGCUCGGCGUGGAAGACCAAGAACUCGAUAGUGGAGAUCAAGAGGCGGCGGUGGGAACGAGAGAGCUCGAACAGCACAAGUCGAUAGAGCUAGAGCAGGCCGAGCCGAAAGAGCAGUUGGAAGAGGUCAAGCAGGAUGAGCCGGAAGAUGCCAAACGGGAGGGGUCCGAAGAAUUCAAGCAGGAAGAGCCGGAACAGCUGCAGCGGCACGAGCUGACAGAACCGAAACAGAUUGUACAGGAUGAGACGGGACAGGAUGAAGUGAAGGAGCUGGACCCGGUUGAGCCUGAUCAUCUGACGCAGACUGCGACGACAUUGGCUUCAGUAACCGCAGAGACCUCGCCUGAGACACCAGAGGAAAGCGCUUCGGAAUAUAGCGCCGAGCAGAGCCCUGAAGGAUACGCUCAACUUGACGACGAGUCCCUCGAGGAAGAAGUUGCCUCCGAAUCUAACGCAGGCAACCUAUCACCCGAUGAUGACGAGGAGGAAUUCGCUAUCCUACGUGCAGACCGUCUCACCAACGAGAAGACCGAGUUCGGUUUCGAUGAUAUCGGCAGUAACGCGAUUCUUGAUGACAAGAUACCGGACGCCAAAUUGGCUGGAGAUUCCGAAGAACAAGACACGGAACCUCUGUCUGAUGUGCAAGAAGUCGCAAUGUUGAUUGCUGAGCGUCAACAAGCUAGUGCUGCCAAUACUCCCCUGCUCAACGUCCCAGAUGAGCAAGGUCAAGGUCUCGCUAGUCCUAUCAACCUACCUUCUCCACAGACUGCCAGUACUGGUCCCGUGGUCAACACGCCCACGCUAUCUUUCACUCCAGCGCAAGACCGCAAGCUCUCGAUAGAGAUCCCUGAAGCUACCACGCCAGCCAUGUUCGGGCUCGGAAUGGGUCUAGACAUGGCAUAUGAUAAGCGAGGUAGCUCGCUGGUGAUGAGCGAUCAACUUGAUUUGCUCGAGCGAGCUAUGAAAGAUCUGUCGCCUCGCGAGAUCCGCAUGUCCGUCUUUGGUCCAUCUUCCACCAAUCAACCGGCAACUAAACCUGCAGGACAGCCUCGACAAGUCGAGGAUAUCUCUCCCAAGACGAUGGAUAUCGCGACUAUGGAAGGAGAAACAGGACACCCGGCACGUCCCCGGCCAUGCCUAACGGCAUCUUGACCGCAAAGCAGCAAAAGUACACGCCACGCAGUAUACCUGACGGAACGGCUCCAGUUUCCAUUUCCCCCGAAACCAUGGCUCGCAUGGAGUACGAGCAUGUCCCGAAGCAGC
Messenger RNA from Filobasidium floriforme, 2993 nucleotides. RefSeq lists its product as uncharacterized. The coding region runs from base 96 to 2882 and encodes 928 amino acids. The transcript has 3 exons. NCBI's taxonomy places the organism in Eukaryota, Fungi, Basidiomycota, Tremellomycetes, Filobasidiales, Filobasidiaceae. The record is from RefSeq and is a predicted model, not a curated record.